UUAGAAGAACACAACACAAAAUGAAUGCCACAAAGUUUUAUGUGCUUCUGGUGAUUGGCAUUUUGUUUGCCAUUGUCACCGCAAGGCAGGUUGAAGAAGUCUCCAAAGAGAACAAAUUAGGCACUUCUGCUCCGAAAACUGCUACCAAAGGUAUUGGAGCUGAGCUUUCUGUUGAUGCCCAAACUGAGAGCACCGCUCUUGGAAGUGGCUAUGCCAGUGUUAAUCAGAGUCCCAAAGGUCCAAACGCCUUUUCGAGCGGAACUGGCUUCACAAGUACCAGGGGAAAUGUCUCUGCUCAGGGUCGCAACGCAAACGCUACUUCUACCAGUGGUUCUGGCGCUCAAGGUAGUGCUGCAGCUGCAGCGGAUCGCAAAGGUGCUGCUGCCCGUGGAAACGGUUCCGCAGGUUCCUCUUCCACCGCGAGGGGAAGCACCAAUGACAAGAAGAAGUAUAAGAAGAAGAAGAAGUGCCCCAAAGGAAAAAAACGAUGUGAUUGAGCGUGAGGUGAUCAUAAUGUUCAUUGCUCAAACCAAUUAUACAUAUAAAUAUAUCGCACAAACUCACAAUCUCUCUUGUAUUCAUAAAUAAAACCAGAGAUUGAUCAUUGUCACCUUUAAUUACAUUAUGAAAUAAAACAGAGAAAAAAUAGAACACUAUUUACAAUUGUGGUAAUGUGAAUGUGGUAUUUUGUUGAAUAAAGAGGUUUACUUAUAUCUA
Messenger RNA from Camelina sativa (false flax), 717 nucleotides. Lineage: Eukaryota; Viridiplantae; Streptophyta; Magnoliopsida; Brassicales; Brassicaceae. The record is from RefSeq and is a predicted model, not a curated record.